This is a messenger RNA of Chrysoperla carnea, 1455 nucleotides long. Its product is annotated as transcription factor Adf-1-like. The record is from RefSeq and is a predicted model, not a curated record. NCBI's taxonomy places the organism in Eukaryota, Metazoa, Arthropoda, Insecta, Neuroptera, Chrysopidae. The transcript has 3 exons. Gene Ontology annotation, biological process: regulation of transcription by RNA polymerase II. Gene Ontology annotation, molecular function: DNA binding. Gene Ontology annotation, cellular component: transcription regulator complex; nucleus. Bases 14 to 778 code for a protein of 254 amino acids.
UUCUAGUUUGUUUAUGAAAGAAUUGUGUGGAAAAGUAAAAAUGGAGCAAUUUAUCCAUGUAGUUAAAAAUAAUCCAGCAUUAUAUGAUUUUGGACAUCCUGAUUAUACGAAUAAAGAAGCACGAUGCAGGAUUUGGACGAAAAUCUGUAAUGAUUGUGGAUUCCCUAGUGAAAAAGCUGCUAAAGUUGAAUGGAAAAGAUUACGUGAUACUUUUCGAUUAUGCUUGAAUAAACCGAAUGGUCACCAGAAAAAUGGGAAAAUUUGGAAAUAUUAUAGUUUAAUGACAUUUUUAACACCCUUUAUGAGUCGUAAAGAUAAACAAAAUGAAAGUGGAAUACCGGAAACACAAGAAUACUCUAUGUUCGAACACAUGCUUGCACCAAAUAUUGAUCUAUCGGAUCCAUCUUUCGCUGAACAAUCCUAUACUAAUGACGAAGCGUCUUUCGAACCACCAACUAAAACUGUAAAAUUCGAGGACGAAAAAACUACUGAUUCAGCUUUAGCAUUGAGUUACGGUACAACAUCAUUAGAUCAUUUUUUCUUAAGCAUGUGCGAAACAACUAAACACUUGCCGGGAAAUUUACAAACACAAGUUAAAAGAAAAGUAUUUCAAGCAGUUAUCGAAGCCGAAGAAGCUUUCGAACAAGCUAAAGGAUUCGGUUUUACACAAGUGAGUGAAUGUAAUUCAUCAUCGAAUUGUGAGGAUUGGCCGACAUUGUAUGUGUCUACCGAAGAUCAAACUCCCGAUGAAUCUACAAAUAAUUCUAAGGAAAAUUAAUAGUAAUUAAGUUUGUUUUUCGUAUUAAAUAUUUUUUCAAGCGAUCCAUACACGCACAAUGUUUUUUCUCUCAUUCAAUGUUAAGUAAAGUUUGGAGUUCCAAAAUUUAUGAAGUCAUUGAGCGUGAAACACCGAACACAGACGUAGCCAGAAAUUAGGUCAAGGGGGGGGGGAAGGACACAGCAUGUUUUCGAUUGAUUAGAUCAAGACAUCUUCAUCUAAAGAAUGGCUAUGGUUGGCUACGAUCUUGUUGAACAGUGAAUAGAGAAAAAUAUUACUCGUUUAUAAGGUCGCAUUAGGCUAAGUUUUAAAAAUUAAUUCAAUAUUUAAGUUAUUUUUUUAAAUAAGGUAAUAUUCGCUUCAUUUUUUUUUUUUAAAGCAGAAAUAGUUUCAGUAAAAAAGAAAUAUAUUUACAGAAGGUGCGAUAAAACCACUGAAAAAAUUUCAACUUUCUUGCUUGUCACAUCGGAAAGUGAUCAGGCGUUUUAAGGGGAAUGGCCUAUGUGAAAGCUAAAACAAUUGACAAUUUUUGACACCUUUUCUCACGGGAAGAAUCAAUUAAUUAUGGACGAAAUAUUAGGUGUAAUAUAUUCACCAUUUAUAAUAUAAUAUGUUAAAAAAUCGUAAAAGGUAAUAGAAAUAUGCGGCUAAAUUCGAAGACAAUAAAAUCUUUUCAG